CUCCAGCACCAAAAACACUCUCCAACUUUACACCAUCUGCCCACCCCACUACUGUGUGCUCUUUUACUGCGUGUUUCUUGGGGUCACUGUGUGUAACUUUGAUAAUGGCAAAAUCUCCAGAGCAAGAGCAUCCAGUAAACUCCUUUGGAUGGGCUGCAAAAGACCCAUCUGGGCUGCUCUCCCCUUUCCGUUUCUCCAGAAGGGCUACUGGUGAUGAGGAUGUGCAGUUCAAAGUGUUGUUUUGUGGGAUCUGCCACUCUGAUCUUCACAGUAUCAAGAAUGAAUGGGGCUUCUCUCAGUAUCCUCUUGUUCCAGGGCAUGAGAUUGUUGGAGUGGUGACAGAGGUAGGGAGCAAGGUUCGGAAUUUCAAAGUAGGGGAUCGAGUAGGUGUAGGAUGCAUGGUCGGUUCAUGCCGUUCGUGCGAAAACUGUGCAAAUGAUCUAGAGAACUAUUGUCCCAAUAUAAUGCUCACUUACAACUCAAUUUACUAUGAUGGGACAACCACAUACGGUGGUUAUUCCGAUAUAAUGGUUGCUAAUGAGCAUUUCGUUGUACAUAUCCCUGACAACUUGCCUUUGGAUGCUGCUGCUCCUCUUCUAUGUGCAGGAAUCACAACCUACAGCCCAUUAAAAUAUUUUGGAUUCGACAAACCUGGCAUGCAUGUUGGUGUUGUAGGUUUAGGCGGGCUAGGUCAUGUUGCAGUGAAAUUUGCAAAGGCUUUCGGGGUUAAGGUCACCGUUAUUAGCACAUCUCCGGACAAGAAAGAGGAAGCGCUUACACAAUUUGGUGCCGAUUCAUUUUUGAUAAGCAAAGAUCCAGAUCAGAUGCAGGCUGCUAUGGGAACGAUGGAUGGUAUUCUUGACACUGUGUCAGCUGUUCACCCCCUGGUGCCACUGAUCGGCCUUCUGAAGACUAAUGGAAAGCUUAUCAUGCUCGGUGCACCAGAUCGGCCGCUUGAGCUGCCUGUUUUUCCACUCCUUGCAGGAAGAAAGAUUAUAGCUGGGAGUGGGAUCGGUGGGAUGAAAGAGACACAGGAAAUGAUUGAUUUUGCAGCCAAGCACAAUAUUACAGCAGACAUCGAAGUUAUUUCAGCUGAUUAUCUCAAUACGGCUAUGGAGCGUCUAGCCAAAGCUGAUGUCAAGUACCGGUUCGUUAUCGACAUUGGCAACACACUGAGGGCUUCAUGAGCUGAAAAUUUUGUCAAUCAGGCAUCUCACUUGUUUGUGUUGGAUUGAGGAAAAUGAUCUACUUUCUUGUUUCUCCUAUGUUUAGUUAUACUUCGCCAAUUAUGAAUGUGGGUUGCCCAUUUUCAGAGGAUUCUAGCAAUAAUUUCACCAUUUUAAAGGUGAGAAUUUGUGGUUUCCCAUAUUACAGUAAUAAAAGACCACUUCUUUCUA
Molecule: messenger RNA, 1397 nt
Organism: Sesamum indicum (sesame)
Lineage: Eukaryota; Viridiplantae; Streptophyta; Magnoliopsida; Lamiales; Pedaliaceae
Product: putative mannitol dehydrogenase
Molecular function (GO): oxidoreductase activity, acting on the CH-OH group of donors, NAD or NADP as acceptor; zinc ion binding
Source: RefSeq, a predicted model, not a curated record